Penicillium mononematosum is the source of this 1314-nucleotide messenger RNA. RefSeq names its product NAD(P)/FAD-dependent oxidoreductase. Gene Ontology annotation, molecular function: sarcosine oxidase activity; flavin adenine dinucleotide binding; saccharopine oxidase activity. Bases 1 to 1314 code for a protein of 437 amino acids. NCBI's taxonomy places the organism in Eukaryota, Fungi, Ascomycota, Eurotiomycetes, Eurotiales, Aspergillaceae. The record is from RefSeq and is a predicted model, not a curated record. The transcript has 7 exons.
AUGGCCCAUUCGCGAGAAAGCACAAAGAUCGUCAUUGUCGGGGGAGGUGGCACAAUGGGAUCUUCAACCGCGCUACACCUGAUACGCUCUGGAUACACUCCCUCAAACAUCACCGUCCUUGAUGUAUAUCCAAUUCCAUCCUUGCAAUCUGCAGGAUAUGAUCUCAACAAGAUCAUGAGCAUCCGAUUACGCAACGGGCCUGACUUGCAACUUUCCCUGGAGGCUCUCGAUAUGUGGAAAAAUGAUCCGUUGUUCAAGCCUUUCUUUCACAACGUUGGCAUGCUAGACUGUUCAUCAACAAAAGAAGGUAUUGCAAGCCUUCGGCGGAAGCACCAAGACCUCACCGACGCAAAUAUCGGACUAGAGAAGACGAAUAUCUGGUUAGAGAGUGAAGAUGAUAUUCUGGCAAAAGCCCCGCACUUCACGCGGGAACAGAUCAAGGGGUGGAAGGGUUUGUUUUGCGGCGAUGGAGGGUGGCUUGCUGCAGCCAAGGCCAUCAAUGCGAUCGGAACCUUUCUAAAAAGUCAAGGCGUCAAGUUCGGAUUUGGAAGUGCCGGGACUUUCAAGCGACCUUUGUUUGCUCCUGAUGGGACGACAUGCAAUGGUGUUGAGACAGUAGAUGGAACAAAAUACCACGCCGACAAGGUGGUUUUGGCCGCCGGUGCUUGGAGUUCGACAUUAGUAGAUCUGGAGGACCAAUGCGUUUCGAAGGCCUGGGUGUUCGCUCAUAUCCAACUCACGCCCCAAGAAUCGGCCCAAUACAAGGACGUGCCCGUAGUAUACGACGGUGACUAUGGCUUUUUCUUCGAGCCCAACGAACACGGAGUAAUCAAAGUCUGCGAUGAGUUCCCCGGGUUCUCCCGCUUCAAGCAGCAUCAACCUUACGGUGCCACCUCUCCUAAGCUUAUAUCCGUUCCUCGAUCACACGCCAAGCAUCCCACGGAUACCUACCCAGAUGCUUCUGAAGAAACCAUUCGAAAAGCGAUUGCGAGGUUCAUGCCACGCUUCAAGGAUAAGGAGCUUUUUAAUCGGAGCAUGUGCUGGUGCACCGAUACUGCUGAUGCCAACUUGUUGAUCUGCGAGCACCCCAAGUGGAAGAACUUUAUUUUGGCCACAGGCGACAGCGGCCAUAGUUUCAAGGUUUUGCCCAAUAUAGGAAAGCAUGUCGUUGAGUUGAUAGAAGGACGCCUACCGCAAGACCUGGCUAGUGCGUGGAGAUGGAGACCAGGGGGAGAUGCCCUUAAGUCCAAACGCAGUGCUCCAGCAAAGGACCUUGCUGACAUGCCGGGCUGGAAGCAUGACGCGAAGCUAUGA